AUGGUCACGAAAAGUAAGCUGAAGAUGGCUUUGGCCGCCGACAAGGGGGUCGACUACAAGAAGUUGCACUUGAAGAAGAAGGAGAAGAUUGCGAGGAAAGGAAAAGCGAAGAAGCAUGGCGGGGAGGUUGAACCGACAAAUGGCAAGAAGGUCGAGGAAGAAUGGGAGGAUGUUGAAGAAGAGAGCAAUGAUGAAGGCGUCGAGUUGGAUGAGGAGGAGAGUGGCAGUGAAGAGGAGGUGGAUGGUCCUAUGAAGAUCGAUUUCGCCGGUAUCGACGAGAGCGACAGCGAUUCUUCAGCAGGCGAAAACGAUCAGAAUAAUGAGGAAUCAGAUGAUGAGGACGAAGAGGAUAUCCCCAUGUCAGAUCUCGAGGAUCUCGAUGAGGAGGAGAAGGAGGAUAUCAUACCCCACCAACGCCUCACAAUUAACAAUACCGUCGCCCUCACCGCAGCCCUGAAACGAAUUGCUCUACCCAUAUCGAAACUACCCUUCUCCGAGCACCAAUCCGUCACCACCUCCGAACCCGUCUCCAUACCCGACGUCUCAGACGACUUAAAUCGCGAGCUCGCAUUCUACGCACAAUCAUUAUCCGCGGUGCAAGAGGCGCGCAAGUCGUUGAAAGCAGAAGGCGUUCCGUUCACAAGACCUACAGAUUAUUUUGCAGAGAUGGUAAAGGCAGAUGAACAUAUGGCUAAGAUCAAGGCGAAGCUGAUUGACGAAGCUGCGAGCAAGAAGGCGAGUGCUGAGGCGAGAAAACAAAGGGAAUUGAAGAAGUUUGGCAAGCAGGUGCAGGUUGCGAAGAUACAGGAACGGGAUAAGGAGCGGAAGCAGACCAUGGAGAAGAUUAAGGUAUUGAAGAGAAAACGUCAAGGUGCUGAUACGGAGACUACAAAUGAAGCUGAUAUGUUCGAUGUUGCUGUUGAUGAUGAGAUCAAAGACUCCAAGGCCUCGAGGAAAGACAGACAAGGACCCAAUAAACGCCAAAAGAAGGACGAGAAGUUCGGCUUCGGCGGUAAGAAGCGGUUCAAGAAGAGCGGUGAUGCUAUGUCAAGUGGUGAUUUGAGGGGCUUCUCGUCGAAGAAGAUGAAAGGCGGUGCCAAGCAACGACCUGGAAAAGCGAGGAGGGCGGGCAAGAGGUAG
Molecule: messenger RNA, 1140 nt
Organism: Hyaloscypha bicolor E
Lineage: Eukaryota; Fungi; Ascomycota; Leotiomycetes; Helotiales; Hyaloscyphaceae
Product: Ebp2-domain-containing protein
Exons: 3
Coding region: 1-1140 (379 amino acids)
Biological process (GO): rRNA processing; ribosomal large subunit biogenesis
Cellular component (GO): nuclear periphery; preribosome, large subunit precursor; nucleolus
Source: RefSeq, a predicted model, not a curated record